Molecule: messenger RNA, 560 nt
Organism: Haemonchus placei
Lineage: Eukaryota; Metazoa; Nematoda; Chromadorea; Rhabditida; Trichostrongylidae
Source: the annotation of a GenBank genome assembly
AUGAGGGACACGUGUGUGGCCCUGCUAGGGGAGUUACAAAAGAAAGUAGGGAGAUUUUGUGCGAGUCCCGCGAAUCAAAGGAAAAAAGAACGGAAAUCGAAAAAGAGUUUUUGGCCGCCUUCAAGAAACUGGAAGGGAUGGAAGGCGUGACCACGGACAACAGUAGUGAGAAAGGGAUUCCCCAUGAGUUGGAGAGAGAGCGCGAAGCGGGGCGCAAAGAUGAGGCAAUGGAGGUUCAAGAUAGACAGAUAUAUGCAGAUCGCUCGAGACGACAUUCAACAUCGAUGGUUUCGAAAACACCGGCGUUGGAAGACUCAGGUUCGUCUAUUUCUCAGCAAUUGUUGAUGUACCUAAGAUCGAUGGCAUGUAGUGACCCAGGGGUGUUCAGAGGCACUAAGGGCGAAAGUUUUGAAGAGUUCCUGAGAAGGUUUAAAAGGAANAACCCUCAUAGAAAUAUUGAGCGACGACCACUUAGCAGGGGAGGCAAAAAGCAUAUUCGCGGCUCUUCCGAGGAUAACGAAAGAGCAGGGGCUCGAUGCAGUGACAAAGGAAAUGGCUAG